AUGGUUCGUUCAGUAUGCCCAGAUAAGCUGAAUGUUUUUCCUAUUUCAGUCUCCAAGCCAGCACCUUACUGGGAAGGAACAGCCGUCAUUAAUGGAGAGUUUAAAGAGUUGAAAUUAACGGAUUAUGAAGGAAAAUAUCUUGUCUUUUUCUUCUAUCCUCUUGACUUUACAUUUGUAUGUCCAACUGAGAUAAUCGCCUUCAGUGACAGAAUUGAAGAAUUCAGAGCAAUAAAUACCGAAGUAGUAGCAUGUUCUGUGGACUCAAAGUUCACUCACUUAGCAUGGAUUAAUACUCCUCGAAAACAAGGAGGACUUGGACCUAUGAAGAUUCCACUUCUUUCAGACUUGACACACCAAAUUUCAAAGGAUUAUGGAGUAUAUCUGGAAGAUCAAGGGCAUACACUUAGAGGCCUUUUCAUUGUUGAUGAUAAGAGAAUCCUUCGACAGAUCACGAUGAAUGACCUUCCUGUUGGGAGAUCAGUGGAUGAAACGCUUCGUUUAGUACAAGCAUUCCAAUACACAGACAAACAUGGAGAAGUUUGCCCUGCUGGUUGGAAACCUGGCAGUGAAACAAUAAUUCCAGAUCCAGCUGGAAAACUGAAGUAUUUUGAUAAACUAAACUGAGUCUCACUUCUGUUGAAUUACAUAGGUCACAUUCAACUUGAUUUUUGCCAAUAAAAUUUCAUUAAUUUUGUUA
Athene cunicularia (burrowing owl) is the source of this 697-nucleotide messenger RNA. RefSeq names its product peroxiredoxin 4 (gene PRDX4). Lineage: Eukaryota; Metazoa; Chordata; Aves; Strigiformes; Strigidae. Gene Ontology annotation, biological process: hydrogen peroxide catabolic process; response to oxidative stress; cellular response to stress. The record is from RefSeq and is a predicted model, not a curated record. Gene Ontology annotation, molecular function: thioredoxin peroxidase activity. Gene Ontology annotation, cellular component: endoplasmic reticulum; cytosol. The transcript has 7 exons. Bases 1 to 624 code for a protein of 207 amino acids.